This is a messenger RNA of Micromonas pusilla CCMP1545, 750 nucleotides long. RefSeq lists its product as uncharacterized. The record is from RefSeq and is a predicted model, not a curated record. Gene Ontology annotation, molecular function: adenine phosphoribosyltransferase activity. Bases 1 to 750 code for a protein of 249 amino acids. NCBI's taxonomy places the organism in Eukaryota, Viridiplantae, Chlorophyta, Mamiellophyceae, Mamiellales, Mamiellaceae. The transcript has a single exon.
AUGUCGCCGUCCGUCGCCCUCCCCGCGACGAAAGAGCUCGGCCCGAAGCACUUCUGCCUCGACCAAGCCGACGACGGCGUGAAGACCAUCGCGAAGUCGUUGCCGUGGUACGGCCCGAAAUACUCCCCGCACGACGUCCCGUCCUUCUACGACGUCUCCGGGAUCACGGAAGACCCGGCCGUGUUCCAGCUCGUGAUCGAUUUCUUCGUGGCGCGGUACCGCGCGCAGGGUCCCGAGAACGGCCCGACGCACAUCGCCGGGUUCGACGCGCGCGGGUUCCUGUUCGGCCCGCCGAUCGCGCUCGCGCUGAAGCUGCCGUUCGUGAUGAUACGCAAGGCGGGCAAGCUCCCGGGCGUGUUGGUCUCGAGCGGGAAGUACGUCACGGAAUACUCCACGGAUGAAACCGUGAUGCGGGUCGGGGCGAUAUCGAGCGGCGACAGGGUGGUUCUCAUCGACGACCUCAUCGCGACCGGCGGGACCGCGCUCGCGGGGUUCGACCUCGUGGACCAGCUCGGCGCGUCCGUGCACGAGUUCGCCGCGAUGGUGUCUCUGCCGUUUUUAGACGGCGUCGGGAAGAUUCACGCGUACAGAGACGGGAAGUACGUGGACGUGCCGUGCUUCACGAUGGUGGACGACAGCUCGAUCGGGCCGGAGAUGUGCUCGGACCCGCCGGAGGGGACGCCAAGGAUGGUGAGCGCGGAGGACGCGGCGGCGACCGCGGCGAAGAUCAAGGCGGCGAAGGCGAAGUGA